Solea senegalensis (Senegalese sole) is the source of this 1353-nucleotide messenger RNA. RefSeq names its product E3 ubiquitin/ISG15 ligase TRIM25-like. Gene Ontology annotation, molecular function: zinc ion binding. NCBI's taxonomy places the organism in Eukaryota, Metazoa, Chordata, Actinopteri, Pleuronectiformes, Soleidae. Bases 127 to 1353 code for a protein of 408 amino acids. The record is from RefSeq and is a predicted model, not a curated record. The transcript is spliced from 3 exons.
UUUGUGUCACUGAGGUUGAUCUGAGGGGACGAUCGCAAACGUCAGAGUGAUAAAAGGAGACAUUUGGACUUAGUGAUGGAGGCAGCAGUGGAUCUACAACUCCUGUGUGUGUGACAGAGCGGUGAAAUGGCAGGAGUUCAGCUGCAGAGAGAAACCUUGUCUUGUUCCAUCUGUUUGGAUCUUCUGAAGGAUCCUGUGACUCUUUCCUGUGGACACAGCUUUUGUAAGAACUGUAUUAAAGACCACUGGGACUCAGAGGAGCAGAGGAGGAUCUACAGCUGCCCUCAGUGUAGAAAGAUCUUCACACCGAGGCCUAAACUGAAGAAAAACGUAAUUUUAGCAGAGGAGCGGAAGAAGACUCGACUCCACGCUGCUCCUGCUCAUCACUGCUAUGCUGGAGCUGAUUAUGUGGACUGUGAUGUCUGCACUGGCAGGAAACGUAAAGCUCACAAGUCCUGUUUGGUUUGUUUGGCCUCUUACUGUGAGGAACAUCUCCAGCCUCAUCAUCAAUCACCUGCAUUUAAGAAACACAAGCUGGUGGAGCCGUCCAAGAACCUCCAGGAGAACAUCUGCCCUCAUCACGAUAAGAUGAUGGACUUGUUUUGCCGCACUGAUCAGAAGUGUAUCUGUUAUCUCUGCUCUGUGGACGAACAUAAAGACCACGACACGGUCUCAGCUGCAGCAGAGAGGACGCACAAGCAGAGAGACCUGGAUCUGAGUCGAGAAGAAGUCCAGCAGAGACUCAGGGACAGAGACAGAGACAUGAAGGUGAUUCAACAGGAGAGGAAGACUCUCACUCUCUCUGCUGAUAAAGCCAUGAAGGACACAGACGAGAGCUUCACUGAGAUGAUGGGUCUCCUGCAGAAGAGAAGCUCUGACGUGAAGCAGCAGAUCAGAUCCAAGCUGGAAACUGAGGUGAGACGAGUCACAGACGCCGAGGAGAAGCUUCAGCAGGAGAUCACUGAGCUGAAGAAGAGAGAAGCUGAACUGAAGCAGCUCUCACUCACACAAGACCACAACCAGUUUCUCCUCAACUACCGCUCACUGUCAGCACUCAGUCCGUCCACACACUCGUCCAUCAUCAACGUCCGUCCUCUGAGACACUUUGAGGACGUGACGGUGGCUGUGGCAAAGGUCAAAGGUGAGGACGUCUCGUUAAGCUGGAGGCUGUCGCCUCAUUGGCUGCUUUCUAACGGGGUCAAAGGUGACGAGCGACGCCCCCUCACUGCUUCUCUUAAAGACAUAAAGAAUAUAAAGAACCCAGAGAAUCAGGAGAACCAGGAGGACCUGAAGAACAAGGAGAACCUGGAAUUCCAGGAGGACCCGAAGAACCCAGAGAACCUGAGAACCUGA